This is a messenger RNA of Micropterus salmoides (largemouth bass), 3284 nucleotides long. It is a transcript of the gene ppfibp1b, whose product is annotated as PPFIA binding protein 1b. Gene Ontology annotation, biological process: neuromuscular junction development. Gene Ontology annotation, molecular function: protein binding. NCBI's taxonomy places the organism in Eukaryota, Metazoa, Chordata, Actinopteri, Centrarchiformes, Centrarchidae. The record is from RefSeq and is a predicted model, not a curated record. Gene Ontology annotation, cellular component: presynaptic active zone.
GAUUUGAUUCUUGAAAUUAAUGAACUGCGGUACAGAUUUACAGAGCUGGAGAGUGAAAAACUACAGUACGAAAAGAAACUUAAAUCCACAAAGUCGCUAAUGGCCAAGCUUUCUAGCCUGAAAAUCAAAAUGGGCCAGAUGCAGUAUGAGAAACAGAGGAAGGAGCACAAACUCCAGGCUAUGAAGGAGGAGCUAGCCAUGCUGAGGAGGCAGCUGGAGGGCAAAGACGGAGAGAUGAGGAGGCUACAGGAUGAGACUGGCUUCAAAGCCAUUGCCUCGAGCAGUGCAGAUCCUACAGAAAGAGUCUCUCAUCCAGACGAAACUCUUAGAAAGAGGCUGAAAGAAAAACAUGUGGAAGUGCAAAGAAUGAAAAAGGCAGUCGAAUCAUUGAUGGCAGCCAAUGAGGAGAAGGAUCGUAAGAUUGAUGAGCUGAAGCAGUCGCUGCUGCGGUAUAAGAAAGUUCAGAACAUGGUGAUGUCAGUGCAAGGGAAGAAAGAGAAAACCAAAGAUAAUGAACACGUCGAGAGUCAUAGUGAUGGAGCUAUCACAUUCUUGUUAACCAACUCUGGGUCUACGGAGUCAGAAAAGCAUGAAGUUACUGAUGUUGAACAACUGAAAAGGACGAGCCCAGAUGAGUUGGAGAUCCUCAAUGGACUGAGUGAAGAGCCUUCACCCACACCUAGCCCUUCAGACCCGGAACAAGUGUCAGAGUCUGCACCAACAGAUUUAAUAAGCAGCCAAGACACCACAACGACUGGCAGCCAGGACCAGCUGGAUAAAAGCAAUAAUGAAAAGAAUACAAGCGAAGAGAUCAGUAAGAUCAGUGAAAAGCCGCCCAAAGGUCCCUCUGCUACCUUGCCUGCCACCACGGAGGACGACAGCUUUGGCUCGAGGAAGGCUCGUUCAUCUUUUGGAAAGGGCUUCUUUAAAAUCCGUGGGGGCAAGAAGACAGCCAGUAUCCCUAACCUUGACCGCAGCCGGAGUGCAAGUGCGCCUAUGCUAGCUGAGACAGAGCGACAGGGCACUGACCAUCUGGAUCUGGCCGGGCUGCCGCAGAGUUCUUCCAACAGUGACAGCACCCACACACUCGCUACGACCCCAGAGGGCAAGAAAAAAUCCAAAGGAAUUAAGAAACUCUUCGGGAAGCUAAAAAGGAGUCAGUCUACCACAUUUAACCUGGAUGACAACCUACCAGAGGGUGAGUUCAAGAGGGGCGGCGUGCGAGCCACAGCUGGACCCAGACUGGGUUGGUCUCGUGACCUCCAAAGAGGCAACAAUGAUGUUGAUGCUCCCUUUGCACGCUGGUCAAAGGAUCAGGUGUGUGACUGGCUGCAGGAUCAGGGUCUCGGUCUUUACGUGAACAUGGCUCGCGGGUGGAUCUUCUCUGGUCAGACACUGCUACAGGCCUCACAACAUGACCUGGAGAGGGAGCUGGGCAUCAAACACCCACUGCACAGAAAGAAGCUGCAGCUGGCUCUGCAGGCCCUCGGCUCAGAGGAGGAGGACAGUAAGGGAAAGCUGGACUACAAUUGGGUGACGAGAUGGCUGGAUGACAUCGGUCUGCCUCAGUAUAAGACCCAGUUUGAUGAGGGGAGAGUGGAUGGUCGCAUGCUGCACUACAUGACAGUGGAUGACCUGCUUUCUCUGAAAGUGGGGAGUGUCCUGCAUCACCUCAGUAUCAAGAGAGCUAUCCAGGUGCUCCGGCUCAACAACUACGAGCCCAACUGCUUGCGUCGUAGGCCAUCUGACGAGAACAAUAUUUCUCCAGCAGAGAUUUCCCAGUGGACCAACCAUAGGGUGAUGGAGUGGCUGCGGUCUGUGGACCUCGCCGAAUAUGCUCCGAACCUGAGAGGCAGCGGUGUGCACGGAGGCCUGAUGGUUCUGGAGCCUCGGUUCAACGUGGAGACCAUGGCUUUGCUGCUGAACAUCCCCCCAAACAAGACCCUGCUGCGCCGCCACCUCGCCACACAUUUCAACCUGCUCAUCGGCUCAGAGGCCCAGCAGCUCAAACAGGAGUGUCUUGAAAACCCAGACUACACUCUGCUCACCGCUACCACUAAGGUCAAGCCAAGGAAACUGUCAUUUGGCAACUUUGGCAGUCUGAGGAAGAAAAAGCAGGAUGACAGUGAGGAGUAUGUGUGUCCGAUGGAUGUGGAGAUGCCAAAGGGCCGAAGCUUUCAGAAAGGCUUCGAGCUCCAAAUAUAUGAGGACGACCUUGACAGGCUAGAACAGAUGGAGGACUCUGAGGGAACUGUGAGGCAGAUCGGAGCUUUCUCGGAGGGUAUUCAAAACCUGACGAGCAUGCUGAAAGACGAUGAAUUCUUCAAAGAGACUUCAAAUUCACCGAACCUCAGCGUAACAGAUGAGGACUCUACUGCAUGAGAACUGUCACCACCAUGAGACCUGGUCCUACUGUGAAUGAAACUCUGUGCCAACCCUCCCCACUCGCACACAGACUUGUCUCAACAAACCCUAAGAAUGCUCCCACAUUUAGUGUUACGUUAAGAGAUGAUCCAAAAGUAUUACAGUGUCUUUUUUUUUCAGUUUUUUAAAGGACGUUGUUGAGAACGCCUACAGUCCGGUAGCCGCCAUUACUCCUGACCGUCGUCUCCUUUAAUGUGGUCUGAUGGCCGAGGGAACAUUUAGGGCAACACCACUGCUCACCUGCUAGCUGAUUUCUGAAGAUAUUUUGUACUGGCAUCUUUAGCAUCAAAUGUCAUCCAGCAGGGGGGGAAAGACAUCUACAAAAUGCCGAUAUAGAUUUUAAUAUAAUUCUUUUAAAUUGCCUUCUGACUGUAGAAACAUUUUAAAAAAGAGAGAUGGACUUCCUUCAUAAGUGAUAAUGCCGAGAAGCGUUUCCUAUUUUUUUUAUAAGUUCGUAUAAAGUAAUAACUCAGAAACGGCUGCUAUGUUUUCUACAGAACUAAACCUCGCUAAUUUAAUGGAAAUAUUUUAUCAUACGCUGAACAUUUUACAGGUCUUCACUCAACAGUAAUAGUCAACAUGCAUUUGCACCAAUACAUAUCAUAGAGUACAAAGCAUAAGGAAUAUCAUUGCAUGGUAUUGAAAUUCAACACAUUAAUAUAAGAGCUUGUUGUCUAUUUUAUUUUUUAUUAUAAAUAGAUUUUUAAUGGAACCCUUUUGGCUAUUUUCGGAAGAGUGUGGUGACAUGUUCAGAAAAAAUAAUGUUGUAAUGCAAACCUCGACCAUACCUGAGAAGAAAGACUGUGUUGUUGUUUUUUAUGUUUAUCCAUUUAUAAGAUCAAUAAAGUUAUUUAAAUCAG